GUUCCUAGUUUGCCGUUGAAUCUUGAAUCUCCUGUAUAACAAUUUGUUCUUUGUCACAUCAAGUUUUUCAUAGUUCUCAUGCAAGAUCAUUUCUAACAAUGAUCAUGUCAUAUGGAGAAUGGAUGAUUUUCCUAGGCCCAGUCUUAUUUUUGGUGAGUUCUGGACAAGGACAGGAAUGUACUAUGAUAAUCAAGAAUAUUGAGUACUCGUGUUCUGGAAGAAAUUUGACCCAUAUUCCCUGCAGUCUUCCUGUCACUGUGAAGUCUCUGGAUUUCAGUUUCAAUUUCUUGAGCUCUUUACACAGGUGUGCGUUUCCUGUAUUGGUCAAUUUGCAAGUCUUGGAUCUCACGAGAUGCCACAUCAAGCACAUUGACAAUGAUACUUUCUACAAUGUGAAGAAUUUGACUACUUUGAUUCUUACUGGAAACCCUAUUACAUAUUUUGGACCUGGAUGCUUUAAUUCUUUACAUAAUCUACAAAGACUAGUGCUUGUGGAUGUUGGUCUCUCAUCAUUACAGCUUCAAAUAAAUAACCUAACCAAGCUGCAUGAGCUUAGAGUCGGGACAAAUAACAUCCAGUCCAUGUCUCUCCCUUCGUUCAUGAGCACCUUCAAAGACUUCAGUUUACUUGAUCUACACGCCAAUAAUAUAUCCAUCAUAAAAAACGAUGACACAAUUGUGUUGCGAGAGAUCGGCAGAAACAUGACUUUGAUUCUUUCUAGGAAUCACUUAUUAUACAUUGAACCAGAAGCUUUCAAAGACAUUUAUCUCAAAGAGUUUCACAUACAAUCUGCCUUUGUUUCAUUAAAUGCACAAAAGGAGUGUCUAGAAGCUCUCACUGGUCUCAGUGUGGAUAAGUUGUUCAUAGGAAGCUACAGAAUGCAAUGGAAAGUCAAGGUGUCAAAUGAAAGUUAUCUUGAUGGUCUUUGCUCAGUUAAUUUCAAUGAAAUAUAUUAUGUUCAGAAAGAAUUUUCUGAAUCUGAAAUGCACGUGUUCCGCUGUAUGAUCAAUGCGACAAAAAUCACAGUGAAAAGUGGAUAUAUUAAAAGAAUGGAAUAUAUUCCAUUUCAUCGUCUUAAAGAACUGUAUUUAGGCACCACUUUAUUAUCAACUGUACCGCGGAUUUCACACAUACCUACCUUAGAAAAACUAGUGGUGAGGAAUAAUAAACCCAUGACCUUUUAUGGUAUUAGUGAUUUGCCUCUUCUUCAGUUUGUAGAUUUGAGUGGAAACUUUUUGAUUUUGAAGGACUGCUGUUCCCAAUUUUUUCAGAGGACACCAAAUAUUCAUUACAUGAAUUUUAGUCUAAACUCAGAAAUAAGGAUUGCCGAUAAGCCGUUUUCUGGAUUAGACUUGCUUGAAGUGUUGGACUUCCACCGUACAAGACUAGUCCUAGUUUUCUACUUUGGAUUUUUACAUGGUCUGAAAAAUUUAAAGUAUUUGGAUAUAUCUUACACAACUAUUACUUUCACACGACAAAUUAUUUUUCAGGACCUGAACAAUUUGACUGUGCUUAAAAUGGCAGGAAACAGUUUUCGUGGGGAUGCAUUGAGUUACCUCUUGCAAAAUUUAACAGGUUUAGAGGUUCUUGACAUCUCACACUGUGGCAUUGAAGAAAUCCCCAGCAUAUCUUUUAUUGGCACCCAGAAAAUACAGUAUUUAUAUUUAAGUCAAAACAAGUUGAUGAUUUUGGAUUUUUUGGGCCUCCAAAACCUUAAACAAUUAUCAUCACUUUAUGUUGAUAAAAACAGUAUUACUAGCAUUCCCCUUAAUGUUCUUCAAAAGUUGCCCACAAAUCUUUCGGAGUUUGAUUUAUCUUCUAACCCCAUCGAUUGCACCUGCUCCCAGACAGAUUUUAUUUGGUGGAUUAUCCAAAAUCAGAAAAUUUUGAAGCAGCCGGAAAAUAUUUUCUGUAAAACCACAGAUUUUAGAGCAACAGACUUUGACAUUGACAGCUGUGUGCACAAGAAAAGACUCCCAAUUGUUUUAUCUGUAAGUUUUGUUACAGUAGUUCUGUUGUCAUUCUUGGUUUACAGGUUUCAGUUUUAUCUUCAGUAUUGCUGUAUACUACUGAGAGGCUAUAGAUCACCUGGACAGCAAGAAUGUUCCUAUGACGCGUUUGUGAUUUUCUCCAGCUAUGAUGAAGUCUGGGUCAUGAAUGAACUGAUGGAGAAUCUGGAGAACAGUGUUCCACCAAUUCAGCUUUGCCUUCAUAUGCGGGACUUUCAGGCAGGGAAGUCCAUCGCUUCCAACAUUAUCGAUGAAGGUAUAAUGGGCAGUCGUAAAGUCAUUGUGGUCGUGUCUCAACACUUCAUUGAUAGUGCCUGGUGUCGCUUUGAGUUUGAAUUAGCUCAGUCUCGCUUUAUGAUGGAACGCAAUGCCAACAUCAUCAUCAUCAUUCUGGAAGAUGUGGAAGAGACUAAGACUAAGAAAGUGUUUGGACUUCAUAAGCAUCUGAAAAAGAACACGUACCUAAAGUGGAGCAGAGAUCCUCUGAGUAACAUGAGAUUCUGGAGACGCCUCAGGGAAGCUAUUUUGGAUUAUUAA
Molecule: messenger RNA, 2546 nt
Organism: Carassius carassius (crucian carp)
Lineage: Eukaryota; Metazoa; Chordata; Actinopteri; Cypriniformes; Cyprinidae
Product: toll-like receptor 4
Exons: 3
Coding region: 99-2546 (815 amino acids)
Biological process (GO): immune response; defense response to Gram-negative bacterium; inflammatory response
Cellular component (GO): membrane
Molecular function (GO): lipopolysaccharide immune receptor activity; protein binding; lipopolysaccharide binding
Source: RefSeq, a predicted model, not a curated record